AUGUCACCGUCUGUGGUCUACCUUGUGACUGUCACUGCCAUCUUGAUAUUGUCCGGUAAAGUCUGCGGACAGACAUUUACUGUAAAUGAGGGACAAAGGCAAAGGACGUUUGUAGGCAGUGUGGCCCAGAGCAAAGAGCUACAAGACAGUAUCAAAAGACUGAAUCUGGAUUCGUCAUUACUGAGCUAUACCAUAUUCAUUAAAGGAAACCCUCAUGCGGGAAACUUCACAAUAGAAGAGUCCACGGGGCAUCUGUACACUAAAGAUGCAUUAGACAGAGAGAUAUUGUGCUCCAGAGAAGAAAACCCUUGCUCUUUGCAACUGGACAUUAGUGCACACAACGCUGAAGGUUUCCUGCAGAUCCUAAACGUUCAAGUGAUUGUGAACGACAUGAACGACAACCGGCCGAUAUUUCCUGUUAGUCCGGUCCAGCUACAAAUCCCGGAAUCCGAACCGCUCAACUCAACGUUUCCAUUCCGUGGUGCCUUAGACAAAGACAGCAUUGGGCCUAAUUCCGAGAUCUCUUACGAAAUGAUCUCUCCUGGCUCUCCCUUUGAUAUGAGAAUUAUCACUUUACCUGACAGGACCCAGGAUGUCGGGCUAGUUGUUGCUGGGAAACUAGACAGAGAGAAAGUGUCUUCUUAUCAGAUUCAGAUCCUGGCUAGAGACCAGGGUGUGCCUCCAAGAACUGGUACAGUCUUUGUAGAAGUCACUAUUACAGACGUCAAUGAUAACUACCCGGAAUUUACAGAGGAGGUGUACACGGUGACUAUUCGGGAGGAUUUACCUGUGGAAACGCCCGUGUUACAGGUGCUGGCCAGGGAUCUAGACGCCGGAGACAACGGGAAUGUUACCUACAGAUUUAGCACUCCAACGCAGGCGUUUGCGAUCGACGUUAAGACUGGGCGAGUCUCUGUCGGAGAGAGUGUGGAUUUUGAGCAGCAGCAAGUGUAUAGGCUUAUGAUCGAGGCCAGCGAUGGCGGUACAGUACCCAAGACGAAGAGAACGUUACUUAUCGUUAACGUCAGUGACGUCAAUGACAACGCUCCUGAGAUGAGCUUUAACUUCCUCCCCGGAGGGGACCAAGCUGUUAUAUCAGAGCAUUCGAACCUGAGCACCUUUGUGGCGUACUUGUCAGUGACGGACAAAGACAAAGGUAGAAACGCCGAAGUCCAGUGUAACAUUGAAGGAGACCGCUACUCCUUGGAGACACAGAAACCGAACGAAUACAUUAUAAAACUUCGCACAGUUCUUGACCGUGAGCUUCAGAACGAAGACUAUGUUGGCGUUAUCUGUGUGGACUCUGGCAAUCCAGUUAUGACAUCAAGCUCUGGAUUUAAACUUAUCGUUCAGGAUAUCAACGAUCACAACCCUGUUCUACCGCAAACAGAAUAUGCAGUCACGAUCGAAGAAGGUACUGAAAUAGGAACAGUUCUUCUUAACGUCUCCGCAACAGAUAAGGAUGAGGGGGAAAAUGGUCGCAUUGGGUAUCACUUGGAGGGAGAAAAUGCUGGCAUGUUUGCCGUGUCCGACAUUGGUGAAAUUACUGUCAAUUUGAAACCGGACAGAGAAUUACAAGACACUGCUGUGGUGACGCUUGUUGCCAAGGAUCAUGGCAACCCACCCAAUUCUGCUACGUCUGUCAUCACCGUAACAAUCACUGACAUCAACGAUGAGAAGCCUCGUUUCAAUCGGACCGAGUACAUGUUUAACAUUAGCGAAAAUCUCGUAGAUGACACAGUAGUUGGCCAGGUGACCGCUAUAGACAGUGACCUGGGGAUGGGAGGAGAAGUUCAGUAUCACUUGUCUUCUAACUACGACAGUCAGUUUUUCUCAGUUUCUAAGGAUUCUGGCAUUAUCACGGCCGUGCAGCCACUGGACCGCGAAUCGCGGAGUAUUCAUGAACUUGUCGUUAUUGCAGAAGACAAAGGAACGCCAACCCAAUCCAGCUUGGUGUCGCUAUUUGUGAAGGUGCUGGACGUGAACGACAACACGCCUCACAUUACUUUUCCAGCCUACGACAAUUAUUCAGUCUCCAUCCCAAGCACGCUGGACGUCAACUCAGAAAUCCUUACCAUAACCGCGGAAGACAAAGACGACGGUGACAACGCUAAUUUGUCGUACGCAAUACUAGAACAGGAGAGGACACCAGAAUAUAUCUCCAUCAAUAGAACGUCUGGACGAAUAACAGUAACAAAGAAAUUCACAUCAGGCGUUUCUCUAACUUUCAAGCUUUCCCUGGCAGUUCGAGACCAUGGCUCCCCACAGAGGGAGACUUGGCGCAAUUUCAGCAUAUUUGUCUCGGUUGUGAACGACACCGCCGUGUUGUCGGAGAGUAAAUCUGGACAAUACAAUCUAGUCAUCGUGAUAUCUGUAGUUGCCAUGACGGCAGUAUUAUCAGCUGUGAUCUUGGCAACCAUUUGCAUCAUUCGCAGACGAGACAAUAAACAAGUUGAAGGGGACAAUGUUCGUCCAGACUUAUACGACAAGCCUGCCAAUAAAAGACACGACAACAAAAACGCAAACGUCGGAGAAAUCGUGCGAGGAGAAAAGAUAUUAGAGAGUCCGUAUUCUGGACAGAACAACUAUUCCCGAUCCAAAUAUGAUGAUGCCCCAUUACAAAGCUCCUCACCAAAACACAUGCCCCCUUACAAUGUCCAGCAAACGAACGACGACCAAGCUUUGGAGCAGCAGCAUCUACAAUAUAUCCGUGAUUUCUUCCCAAAUGACUCUGGUCUUGACAAGUCGGUCAGCUCAUUCACGGACAGCAACAGAAAUAACACAACAAACUGGCAGUCGCAUCCCAAACUUGCCAGUAGUAUGAAGCAGCCCAAGCAAUCCGCCGAUUCUCCAAGGCGGUCGUCCCAGAGACAAGGGAACAGCUCAAAGAGACAGAGCCGACCUAAUCGUGUACAAUGGGCCCUUUCCCCUGACCGUCAUUCAUCGGCGUGGGCUGCAGACUGUCCUGACUUCCAUAAUCAGGACAUGUCGGAGGCUGGGAUGUUUGGGCGGAAAUCGGACGACUCCACGAGCGAUUUGUCGGGAGAUACGGGCACGAGUGACAGCGGCCGAGGGGGCAGUGACGACGAUGUCCAUAGGGGCUAUUGUCUACAGAUUGACCACGAAGGUGUUCACGGCCAUUAUGUGUAGAGCAAGAUGAAAAAACAGG
Molecule: messenger RNA, 3169 nt
Organism: Liolophura sinensis
Lineage: Eukaryota; Metazoa; Mollusca; Polyplacophora; Chitonida; Chitonidae
Product: protocadherin-11 Y-linked-like
Exons: 4
Coding region: 1-3150 (1049 amino acids)
Biological process (GO): homophilic cell-cell adhesion
Cellular component (GO): plasma membrane
Molecular function (GO): calcium ion binding
Source: RefSeq, a predicted model, not a curated record